CGUCCACGUAAAAAUAAGUGAGGACAACAAAAUUGAAAAUACCAGACCAAUCCCUACUCGCCAGUCAACCGUGAAAAACAACCAAAAGAGAAUCGAAAAACUACCCUCUAGAUUUGUCCCUGUAAUUUUUAUGCAGUUCUCCUCUUUCUUCGUUUAAUAUACAUACACAGAUCUCUCUCUAAUUUCUCAGUUGGCCAGAAAUGGCGGGAGGAGUGAACAGGAAGAUAUCUGCGGCUUCGGCCAGAGCCCAUACUAGAAGAGCUAAGCAAAGUAGCUCCCUUAAGCUUCCUUCGGGGAUUUUUUCAAAAAUACUACUGGUCUUGUUUGUGGGGAUUUUGGCAUGGGCUUAUCAGGUGAUCCAGCCUCCUCCACCCAAGACGUGUGGUUCUCCAGGUGGGCCUCCUAUCACAGCACCAAGAAUAAAGCUUAGAGAUGGUAGGCAUUUGGCCUACAAACAACACGGUGUCUCAAAAGAUGUGGCCAAAUUUAAAAUUAUCUAUGUUCAUGGUUUUGAUUCUUCCAGGCACGAUCCUGUUGUUGCCGCUCACAUUUCACCGGAAAUUUUUGAAGAAUUAGGGGUCUACAUUGUGUCCUUUGAUAGACCAGGUUACGGAGAGAGUGAUCCUCAUCCAGAACGAACAUUGAAAAGUUUUGCUCUGGAUAUUGAAGAACUUGCUGAUCAGUUGGGACUAGGAUCCAAAUUCUAUAUGAUUGGCUUUUCUAUGGGCGGAGAGUUGACUUGGAGCUGCCUCAAGUACAUUCCUCACAGGUUAGCAGGAGUAACACUAUUAACUCCAGUCACUAAUUAUUGGUGGGCUGGUUUUCCUGUGAACUUAUCUACAGAAGCCUUCCGCAAACAGUUUCCAUCAGACCAGUGGGCACUUCGUGUUGGCCACUAUCUUCCUUGGCUAACCUAUUGGUGGAAUACCCAAAAGUGGUUCCCUGGUUCUAACGUUAUGGCUCAUAAUCCUGAUAUUCUUGCUCAGCCAGACAAAGAAAUUACAGCAAAGCUCAUAGCAGAUAAGAAUUAUAUGGCUCUUCGGCCACAAACAAGACAGCAAGGUGAAUAUGAGUCUGUUGAUCGUGACAUUAUGAUUGGAUUUGGCACAUGGGAAUUUGAUCCUAUGGACCUGGAAAAUCCAUUUCCAAACAAUGAAGGUUCUGUUCAUCUAUGGCAAGGAGAUCAAGAUAAUCUUGUGCCUGUUACAUUGCAACGCUACAUUGCUCAACGGCUUCCCUGGAUUCACUACCACGAGUUACCAGGUUCUGGCCAUCUGUUUCCUUUCAAUGAUAGGAUGGCUGAUAAGAUUAUAAAGACAAUGUUAACUGGUGAGCAGUAGCCUUCCACGUUAUUAUAUCAGGUUAGAUUUUCGGAUGGCUUCUUUCACCUUUGAACUUGAAGAUUUGAAGUUUUUUUCCUCAUUUUUGUCGUAGAAGAUAAAUUUUGUACCAAUAUCUAAAUUGAUGAUGUGGGAAUGCUAUUACUGUUUUAUGAUCAGUUUUGAACAUUGAUUUGCCUACCUGGGAAAGUUGUUUUGAAUUAGAUUGCAUGAGCUGUUAAAAGCAUAUACUUAGCAAUGCCAACCCGCAGUUUGUCUA
Messenger RNA from Jatropha curcas, 1599 nucleotides. Its product is annotated as alpha/beta-Hydrolases superfamily protein. The record is from RefSeq and is a predicted model, not a curated record. Lineage: Eukaryota; Viridiplantae; Streptophyta; Magnoliopsida; Malpighiales; Euphorbiaceae.